Molecule: messenger RNA, 1113 nt
Organism: Cladocopium goreaui
Lineage: Eukaryota; Dinophyceae; Suessiales; Symbiodiniaceae
Source: the annotation of a GenBank genome assembly
CACAACAAUAGCGUCUACUUCGACCGUCUCUGCGCCGCGAACAUCGCCUCCACUGUGAACGUGGUGUCACAGUUUGCUUCUGCUGGGGCUAUGGCUGGAACGUCGUGUCCAAAUGCAAACAGUCCCGUGUCAGCUCCGGCGAGCACAUUUGGCACUGGUGCUGACGACGAGUUUGUGGAUGGCUUCACGGAUGCCUAUGAUGCUGGUGGAAUCCGACGCCUGAGUGCGCAACGCAAAUUGCUUGGUGCUGCCGGAGGGGGUCAACCCACAUUAGGAACUGGCGAAACAGGUAAUGCACUUGCAUGCUUGCUCGAUGCAGAGGGAGUUCUUUUUAGCAUCAUGCAGAUUGGUGUCGAGCUGGACUACGCUUUCAGGCUCAACUGCAAAACCGGUGAAUAUGCAAAUGGUCCCGUCACGAAGGCGCAAGUGAAGGCCAACAAACUGACCAAGGUGAGCCCUGCUCUAUGUUCAGCUAACGUUGGCGGUGUCAUCCAAGGGUUCAUCAACAUCAUCACGGUGGGCCAAAUCAUGGUGAUGCACUGCGACAACAUCAUGACCGCCUCAAGGAUGUGUGGCCAAGGUAUUUCUAUGUUUUUCAGCGCAGCAGCAAAUUUGGUCAGAGGAACUGGUCAAUUGUACGACUUCUGUGUCUUGAAAGCCUUCAACUCGGCGCAGGUUGAUCAGCGUUGGCAGUGGAAGAAAGGCCUCGUGACCCGCCGGCUGCAGGAAGACGAGCUGCGGCGAGCAGAUCCCGUUGAGUUCUUUGAAGGACUUUACAAGAACGUGAGUGGCUACAAAAUGGAUUUGAAGAAGGGAAUCAGAGGUGACAAGGAGUGGAGAAAGCUCUUGCAAUUGGCGGACGCUGGCAUCGAAGAGGCACAGCGUAUCAAAGCAGAGAAGGAGCCGCCAGCAGCAACUGGUUGCCGCGCCACAUGAUGGCUGCAAUCAGGCAGACGCUCUUGCCCAGACUUCCAAGUCUCAAAGAAGACGUGGGAGAGCAGGUCGACAAGGAAAUCAUUUUUGGAGGAAGAACAGCAAAGACGACAGUUCCAUGUGCAGCAAGAAAUGCAGUGGUGCAUGUAGCAAUAUUUGGAACCCACAAGCACAACCUUC